AGUUAGCGGCAUCUGCAAGCAUGGGGGCUGCCGGCCGCGGCGGAUCGCUCCGGCGCAUGGCUCACACGAAGCGUGCCAACAGCCACCGCGGUCCGGGCGGCGGGCAGGGGCCGCUGAAACGGUUGCGGCUUGCGGUGGAGGACUUCGUGCGGACUACCUCCGAGAGCGAUGCCGGUGAAGGCCGCGGCGCUGUGGCGCGCUCCCGGCCAGGUGGGCGAAAGAGCCGCAAAGAGCUUCGUAAAGAGAAGCGACACCUGAGGAAAGCGCGGCGCCUCCAGAGGACCGUGGGCUCUGGGUCAGGGGGCCAAGAGGGAAGUGCCGUUAACGGUGGCCGUCCGCUGCCCACUGAGAAGCGACCGACCUCCGCCAAGGCCACCGCGACCCCCGCCAAAGCCAAGGCUUCCUCCUCUAACAUCGAAGCCUCGGCGACCCAGGCUGAGGCCAAGUCUUCCUCUUCCAAGGCCACGGCGACUUCAACUCAAGCCAAAGCAAAAGGUGCUCCCGGAAAGCCCGGUCCUGCUACCGCCGCCUCCCGGAAGCGGGCCCUCCUAGCGGCCAACGAGGAGGAGGACCGAGAGAUCCGAAAGCUGGAGCGAUGUCUCGGCCUGAACAAGCGCAAGAAGAAGGGCGAUGGUAGCUCUGUGCCGCUCAGCUUCGCUCGCGACGGGCUGGACUACAUCCUGGGGGCUCUGGAAUGUGGGAAAAGCGGCGGCCUGUACGAAAGCAGCGAGGAAGAGGAGGAAGAGAAGGUAGAAACUGGACAGACACUCUUGGAGAGUGACCUAGAGAGCAGUUCCGAGGAAAAUGAAGAGGACUCGGACUCGCAAGCGCAGCGGGAGGAUCAGGAGGAUGUAAACUCAGAAAGGGAAGAAGAAGCAGAAGGUGGGACAAGAGAAAGUAAAGAGAAGAAGAGAGUACGCUUUGCAGAAGUCGUGGAGAAGAGCGAAAGUUCUUCGGAAGAUGACGCAGAACAUCAGGAGAGGCACUGUGUUGAAAGUGAUGAAAAGUACAUCCCACCUCGGUUGAGGGGUGAGGAGACAGUGGAUGUCCACAAGAAGGAAGAGCUCGAACGACUGAAGAAACAUGUUAAAGGCCUAAUUAACAGGUUGAGUGAGCCAAACAUGGCUUCUAUAAGUGGACAGCUAGAGGAGCUAUACAUGGCCCACAGCAGGAAGCACAUGAAUGACACCCUGACAACUACCCUCAUGGAUGCCUGUGUCACUUCCUCAGCCAUGCCCAGCAGGCUGAUGAUGGAGCAUGUCCUCUUAGUCAGCAUCCUUCACCACACAGUUGGAAUAGAGGUUGGUGCUUGCUUCCUUGAGGCUGUGGUAAAGAAGUUUGAUGAUGUCUAUAGAGAUGGAGGUGAGGGGAAAGAACUGGACAACCUCUUUACCAUGAUUGCCCAUUUGUACAACUUCCACGUGGUACAGUCUCUCCUCAUCUUUGACAUUUUGAAGAAGCUUGUUGGAACUUUUACGGAAAAAGACAUUGAGCUGAUCCUGUUGAUGCUGAAAAAUGUGGGCUUUUCAUUGAGAAAAGAUGAUGCUUUGUCGCUUAAGGAGCUGAUCACAGAAGCCCAGGCCAAGGCCAGUGGGGCAGGCAGCAAGUUUCAGGACCAGAACAGGGUACGGUUUAUGUUGGAGACGAUGCUGGCUCUAAAGAACAAUGACAUGCGUAAAAUCCCUGGCUACGAUCCUGAGCCUGUGGAGAAACUAAGGAAGUUACAGAGAGCUCUGGUACGCAGUGCUGGCUCCGGUUCUGAGACUCAGCUUCGAAUCUCCUGGGAUGGCAUCUUGAAUGCAGAACAGACUGGUCGCUGGUGGAUUGUGGGGUCUGCAUGGAGUGGAACCCCAAUGAUUGACAACAGUCAUCACACACACCUACAGAAGCCACUUGCAGGAACGGUUAGCUCCAAGAUGCUGGAGCUUGCUAGAAAGCAGAGAAUGAACACUGAUGUCAGGAGGAACAUAUUCUGCACUAUAAUGACGAGUGAGGACUUCUUGGAUGCUUUUGAAAAGCUGUUGAAGCUUGGGCUGAAGGACCAGCAGGAGAGAGAGAUCGUCCAUAUCCUCAUGGAUUGCUGCCUGCAAGAGAAAACCUACAACCCUUUCUACGCUUUCCUGGCUAGCAAGUUCUGCAGCUAUGAAAGAAGAUUCCAGAUGACUUUCCAGUUCAGCAUCUGGGACAAAUUUCGGGACUUAGAAAAUUUGCCAGGCACUAAGUUCUCAAACCUGGUUCAUCUGCUGGCACACUUGUUGAAGACAAAAUCACUUCCACUUUCUGUCCUAAAGGUAGUUGAAUUCAGUGAGCUGGAUAAACCCAGAGUCCUCUUUCUACGGAGAGUGUUGACUGCACUGCUGAUGGAAACAGAAGAAGAAGACCUGGGUUUGAUUUUUUCAAGAGUGUCUGACAACCCAAAGCUUGGAAUGUUGCGAGAAGGCCUGAAGCUCUUCAUUAGCCACUUUUUACUGAAGCACACCCAGGCUCACCAGAGUGCUGAGGAAGCCAGUCUGCUGAGAGAAAGGGCAGGCCUUGCAUCCAAGUCUUUACAGGGCAAAGCCAUCCUGAGAAUGUAGCCAAAGGAUAGGGAACAUUUGACCAAGAGAUGUAAUUUAUGAAUUCAAAGGACUAUCCUGCCUCUAAGAGCAGGAGGAAUUGUGCCAUGCUCUGUUGUGAUUUAAAUACUAUAAUUUUCCAGUGUUUUUGGAGCAAGGUUAUAUUGUGUAUUUUAAAUGUAUAUGUAUAUAUACAGCAGAUCAAAGGAAAGGGGGAGAGAAAAUGGGGUAUUAAGGCAUGAGGGGAAGGUCAAGAUCAUAAAUUAAUGGCUUUUUUAUGUUCUAAAUUUUGGUUAAAAGAUCAAAAGCUGGGUGAGGAAUGGUUCUACAUACCUUUAAUCUCAGCACUUGGAAGACAGAGGCAGUCAGUCUCUGAGUUUGAGUCCAGCCUGGUCUCCAUAGUGAGUUCUAGGAUAGACAGCAAAUAGAGACCCUGUCUUCAAAAAAAAAAAAAACUAACUGGUGCUUAGACUCUGAUGUCUUCUGCUCAGCAGUCCCACUAAUUUCAGAUAGGUAUUGAGUACUUGUUAGGAAGAAGGGAGAGAUAAGAACAGAGAUAAAAUGAUUGUGUUUAGUAAGGAUUAGUGCCCGCAGAAGUCUGGAAGAAAAGAAAUAGCCUUGGAGGCAUGCUUCCUUGGAGUCUUCCUUAUUUUACAGCCUUAAAUAUGUUUGCUCUCUCUCUCUCUCUCUCUCUCUCAAAUGCUAGACUUGAUUAACCCUGACCUUCUGUUAUUGAAAAAGCAACUAAACAGAAGUAGAAAGGUUUUAAAUCAGAGCUUUUAUGCCCAACAGUGUCCGUGCAGAGUGCUCAUUUCAGGCAGAUAGGCACAUAUGAGGGAUGUUCUGCGUGAAUUGUUCCUUCUGUUUUAGCUUUGAACAGCAUGUCACUGUAUGGUGUGUUCAGAUGAACAGAUCGGUCAGGUCUCCAUGCAGGUCCCUGAGGACUGAGCCUGAGGUGGGCCAGCAGUGCCUGCUACUAUUUUUGUGCUAUGACAGAUAGCUGACAAGAGGAGCAUAAGGAAGGGUUUCCUGGGGCUCAUACUGUGUUGGCACAUCAGAGUGGGCUAUCCUACAGCAAGAGCUUGAGGCAUCUGCAGUCAGGAGACAGAGAGAUGGAGCAGGUGCUCAGCCCACUUCCUCCUUUUUAAGUCCAAGAGCAGCCCAUGGGAUGGUGCCUCCCAGAGGUUUGCCUUCUAGAUGAUUCUGGAUCCUAAGUUGUAGUAGAACACUGCUUGAACCCUGGGCUCCUCAGUUUCACACACACACAAAAUUUAUGAAUUCAAAGGACUAUCUAUUUUUUAUAAACUAUAAAAAAAAGUUUAUUUUUUUACUUACAUUUUCUAAAUUGUAUGUGUGAGUGUAUGGACAUGUGUGAAUGCCUUUGGAGGCCAGAAGAGGUCUGCCCUGGAGCUGGAGUUCCAGGUGGUUGUGAGCUGCCGAAUUUGGGUGCUGGGAACCAAACUGAGGUCCUCUUAGAAGAACAGCAAGCACUCUCAACCACUAAGCUAGAUCUCCAGCCCCUGGUAUGUCUUUUUGUACUCCCCUCACCCCAUUCCUACCUCACCCCCCACCCUCCCAGGACAAAGUAUCUCUAUGUGUAUGUGACCCUAGCUGUCCUGGGAUUCAAUAUGUAGAUUAGGCUAACCUCUAACUCAAGAGCUCCACCUGUGCACCCUCCCCCAGUGGAAUUAAAGGUAUCUAUCACCAUGCCAGGCCCCACAAAAUAAGUGCUUUAAAAAAUGUGUUAUACCUCCAUUUGAAAAGUACUGCAAGGGACUCAGACAAGCAAUUCUAAGUGUGUGUCUCUAUCUGUCUGUGUCUGAAUGUGUGUAUGGUAUGUAUGUAUGUAUGCGGGGCAGAGGUUGCUCACGCCUUUGAUUCCAGUACUCGAGGCAGAGGCAGGCAGAUCACUAGUUUGAGGACAGCCUGUCUACAGAGCAAGUUAAGUAUAGAUUAGGCAUGGUGGCACACACCUUUUAUUCCAGCAUUCUGGAUGUAGAGGCUGAGUUCUCAGCCAGCCUGGUCCUCAUAAGGAGUUGCACAACAGCCAGGGCUACAUAAAGAAACCCUGUCUCAAACAACAACAAUCAUAUGGUGAAUUUCAUCUGUAAAAUAAAGAUGUAAAUUUUAUUUAAAAAUAAACAUCUUUUAAGCUA
Messenger RNA from Meriones unguiculatus (Mongolian gerbil), 4711 nucleotides. RefSeq names its product nucleolar protein with MIF4G domain 1 (gene Nom1). The record is from RefSeq and is a predicted model, not a curated record. Lineage: Eukaryota; Metazoa; Chordata; Mammalia; Rodentia; Muridae. The coding region runs from base 21 to 2576 and encodes 851 amino acids. Gene Ontology annotation, biological process: ribosomal small subunit biogenesis. Gene Ontology annotation, molecular function: protein binding; RNA binding. Gene Ontology annotation, cellular component: nucleolus. The transcript is spliced from 11 exons.